UAAAAGUUUUGAACAUGCUUGAUAGAGAAAGUGAGUCUCAGUAUUUUCUCUGGGUGAAAGCUAUUGACCUGGACAAUGAUAUUGAACCAGACCCCAUCCGGCAGAGAUCCAGCAUUGCUAUGGUCACAGUCUACAUUCUGAAUGUGAACGAUGAACCUCCGAUCUGUAGGCCACCCUAUUAUAGCAAACCUAUAUACUCUACUAUUAAAACACCCAUCUUGCAGUUAAAUUGCUCAGACAAAGAUUCUUCCCCUCAUCAGCUCAGCUACACUAUUGUGGGAGGCAAUACCCAUUCUCGGUUCAAACUUGAGAGAUUAGGCUCUGGCUUACCUUCUUUGAUGACGACACAGAACUUCCAGUAUGAUGUGUUUCAAGGAAUUCAGGAUCCCACCACAUUUCAGCUGCUGAUAGAAGUGGCUGAUGAACUGCAUGGCAGUUUAGCUCACCGCUUGUCCACAACAGCGACUGUAAUAUUGCAUGUGGUUCCCUGGAGAACAACCAGGCCUUCAACCACCACAAAAACAACCACAACUGCCGCUACCACCUCAGUGCUGAUUCAGACUUUAUAUUACUGGCAUCCCGAAAACUGGUUUCCUGUUGUCCUAACUAUAGCAGGAGCCCUCCUAGUGAUGUGCUUGUAUAUGGCAGUGUGGGGUUGCUUCAAAGAUGUUCCCAAAUGUGGAAGAUUCUUUCCACAGUGCUGUAUCGACCAAAACCAACCUCCAGUCCUGAACGCUGAAAAACAUGCCAGUUCUCCAGGCAAAAUGAAUCCAACUGUGAAUCUACUGCAAUCAGAUGCGACAUUCAGAAAACUGUCUGUGAGCUCCGAACCCUCUAUCAUUUAUGACGGUUGUGCAAUGGAUCCAGCAACAGGACUGCAGUACCUCUUUAACAGUAAAACGGGUGAAGUGCAGUGGCUAAACCAGGAGACCUCUACUAUGUAACGGUUACUUCCUGCUAAUACCAACACUUUUCACAUCUCUUCUGUCUGACAGCCCCAUAUGUAUGGACAAAAUGGCUUUCAAACAAUUCACCUGGAAGUGGGAAGUUAUUGAUCAAACUAUCUGACCAUCUAAUAGUCAAUAAUGAAGUCAUGGAAUUUGGGCAUUGAAAGUAAUGUUCUCAUUUUGAAUGUUUCCAUAGAAUUAUUUACCUGGCUUAUGUGGUUGUUAUACUUGUGCUUUGUUGCCAAAUACAAAUUCAUUUAUUUCCUUGA
This is a messenger RNA of Podarcis raffonei (Aeolian wall lizard), 1216 nucleotides long. RefSeq names its product cadherin-related family member 4-like. The transcript has 8 exons. Gene Ontology annotation, molecular function: cadherin binding; calcium ion binding. Lineage: Eukaryota; Metazoa; Chordata; Lepidosauria; Squamata; Lacertidae. The record is from RefSeq and is a predicted model, not a curated record. Gene Ontology annotation, biological process: homophilic cell-cell adhesion. Gene Ontology annotation, cellular component: membrane; catenin complex. The coding region runs from base 15 to 944 and encodes 309 amino acids.